Molecule: messenger RNA, 1421 nt
Organism: Benincasa hispida (wax gourd)
Lineage: Eukaryota; Viridiplantae; Streptophyta; Magnoliopsida; Cucurbitales; Cucurbitaceae
Product: glutamine synthetase cytosolic isozyme-like
Cellular component (GO): cytoplasm
Molecular function (GO): glutamine synthetase activity
Source: RefSeq, a predicted model, not a curated record
UCAGCUAUAAAUCGGACCAUAGCUCUGAAGCAGCUCUGUUCAUGUUUGAGUUGAAGAGCAAAAACAAAACCGAAUUGUAAGACCUUGUUGUUGAUCUUGUUGAAGAGCAAAAAUGUCUUGCCUUUCCGAUCUCAUCAACCUCAAUCUCUGCGACUUCACCGACAAGGUGAUUGCAGAGUACAUUUGGGUCGGUGGAUCUGGUAAAGACGUCCGAAGCAAAGCCAGGACUAUUUCAGGGCCUGUUACCGAUCCCUCUAAGCUUCCCAAGUGGAAUUAUGACGGUUCUAGCACUGGCCAAGCCCCUGGACAAGACAGUGAAGUCAUCUUAUACCCACAAGCUAUUUUCAGGGAUCCUUUCAGAAGAGGAAACAAUAUUCUUGUGAUUUGUGAUUCUUACACUCCGGCUGGAGAGCCGAUUCCGACGAACAAGAGACAUGCGGCGGCGAAGAUCUUCAGCCAUCCUGAUGUAGUGGCUGAAGAGCCCUGGUAUGGAAUUGAGCAGGAGUAUACGCUAUUGCAGAAGGAUGUUAAAUGGCCCAUUGGAUGGCCCAUUGGGGGGUUUCCUGGGCCUCAGGGGCCAUAUUACUGUAGUGCUGGCGCUGACAAAUCAUUUGGGCGUGACAUCGUUGAUGCUCACUACAAGGCUUGUCUAUAUGCCGGUGUCAACAUUAGCGGCAUCAACGGUGAAGUCAUGCCUGGUCAGUGGGAAUUCCAAGUUGGUCCUUCGGUGGGAAUAUCAGCAGCAGAUGAACUGUGGGUUGCUCGGUACAUUUUAGAGAGGAUUACGGAAAUUGCGGGUGUGGUUCUUUCUUUCGACCCCAAACCAAUUCAGGGUGAUUGGAAUGGAGCUGGCGCCCAUACAAACUACAGUACCAAGUCCAUGAGAAAAGAGGGAGGUUAUGAGGUGAUCAAGAAAGCAAUUGAGAAAUUGGGGCUAAGGCACAAAGAACACAUCGCGGCAUACGGAGAAGGCAACGAGCGUCGUCUAACUGGUCGACACGAAACAGCUGACAUCAACACUUUCUUAUGGGGCGUUGCGAACCGAGGAGCUUCGAUCCGAGUCGGGCGAGACACGGAGAAAUCGGGCAAAGGGUACUUUGAGGACAGAAGGCCUGCCUCUAACAUGGAUCCUUACACAGUCACUUCCAUGAUUGCAGAAACUACCAUCCUUUGGAAGCCAUGAAUUUUGAGCUUACCUAAAUCUUUGUUCAUUGGGUUUCAUAAUUUCCAAGAGUUUUUACCCACAAGAGAAAUUGGUUCUUCUUUUUAUUCUUCUUUUUUAUCUUAAUUCAGUUGCAAAAGGGGAAACUUUCACUUUAAGUUAAAAUGUAAUUGAAAGUUAAAUAAUAAAGUUAGGAUUAGGAAAAGGGGGUUGUGGAAUUUUGUACCAAUAAAAACAGUUGUGGGUUGAUUUUUAGCUC